AUGUGCACGUUUGUUAAAAAAGCUAUUCGUGAUAAACGAUCAUUUGAUUUACGUAUUCAACGUAUUCAAGAAUUUCAAGCCUAUCUUGAAAACUCCGAUACACUCAACGUACUUUUCGAACAGUUUCAUGAAAGAUCUCAUGAAACUAUUCGAUCUGAACUUGCUCAUUGUAUUGGAUUAAUAGGCUAUGUUAUGUUAAAUGAAGGCGAACCAAAAUUUGCUGAAUGA
Messenger RNA from Rotaria sp. Silwood2, 228 nucleotides. The record is from the annotation of a GenBank genome assembly. Lineage: Eukaryota; Metazoa; Rotifera; Eurotatoria; Philodinida; Philodinidae.